AUGAAUAUUUGGAUUGUAUCAACUGUGUGCCUAAUUUUCACACUCUCCAGUGUGUCUGCCAAAAACAACAAAUGUAAUUUUCCACCGGAUCUGUGGUGUUCCUCAGAAGAAAUAGCUGCAUCAUGCCAGGUGACCCAGCAAUGUUCCGAGACAAGUUGGUUAUUAAAAGAGAAGACAGGCCCUGUGAAUUUUACACUGUAUUACGAGUCCCUGUGUCCAGACUGUCAACAGUUUAUACGGUUUAUGUUAUACCCAACUUACCAGAAGAUAUCCAGCAUCAUGAACCUUACUCUAGUUCCUUAUGGCAAUGCUCGGGAGUCAAGAGAAUCAAGUGGAAGGUAUAAAUAUGAUUGUCAACAUGGUCCUCAAGAAUGUGUAGGAAACCUGAUUGAUACGUGUUCUAUAUAUUAUUUAAAAAUAGUGGAGAAAUAUUUCCCCUAUAUUCAUUGUAUGGAGAUAUCUCAGUCAGACCCUCUACAGGCUGCUAAACAGUGUGCUCAACAAUUCACUGUACCAUUAGAUAAAAUAUUGUCUUGUGCUAACUCUAGCCUUGGGAACUCUCUAGAGCAUGAGAUGGCUAAAAAGACAGACUCACUUCGCCCACAACAUCAAUAUGUACCCUGGGUAACACUAAACGGGGUACAUAAUGAGAAAAUACAAAAUGAAGCUCAGAAUAAUUUAGUUAAAUUAAUCUGUAAAACAUAUCAGGGAGCCAAGAAGCCAGAAGCCUGUAAUGAGUUUAAAGUGAAGAAAACUAACCGAUGCUACAAAUAGAUAGAAUACUCUACUUCUCAGCCAGUUCUUUCGGUGAUAAACUUAAUGACUAUGUGCUUAUUGACGUAACAGUGAAAAUGAAUGUAUGAAGAUGUCAGAAACUUUCAGUGCUAACCUAUCAGGACGAGGCCUGCUUCUUUUGAAACUAUUUAGAAAAAUAAGAUAGAUAAUACUUUAUUUUGAAUUAUUUUUACAAUUCCAUUCAUGAAAUUUCUUUUUGUAUAUUUAUUGUAUCAUUCCUUCGUCGUUUUGUUUUGAUAUUUUGUACAUAAAAUUAGUUUAUU
Molecule: messenger RNA, 1058 nt
Organism: Lottia gigantea (owl limpet)
Lineage: Eukaryota; Metazoa; Mollusca; Gastropoda; Lottiidae
Exons: 7
Coding region: 1-774 (257 amino acids)
Cellular component (GO): lysosome
Molecular function (GO): oxidoreductase activity, acting on a sulfur group of donors, disulfide as acceptor
Source: RefSeq, a predicted model, not a curated record